Dipodomys spectabilis (banner-tailed kangaroo rat) is the source of this 2598-nucleotide messenger RNA. Its product is annotated as basic proline-rich protein-like. Lineage: Eukaryota; Metazoa; Chordata; Mammalia; Rodentia; Heteromyidae. The record is from RefSeq and is a predicted model, not a curated record.
AUGGCGGGCACGCGGGCGGGCGGCGCGGCACCUGCGGGCGGGAGCGCUCAGCGGGCGGAGCCCGGGGCCGCGGGAAGGGGGAGGGGGGGGCGCGAGAGGGGUCACGGGCGCGGCCUCCCCGCCGCCCUCCCCGCCCGUGUGGCCCGGUCCGGCCGUCCCCGCCAGACCCUGGCUCUGUGCCCGAGCCUCGUAAAUCGGUGUCGAAUCCUCCCGGCUUCCGCGGACAUCCCCGGCCUGCUCCGAACUAGACGCCGCAGACCCCCGGACCAUCGAAUCCCGCAGACCCCGAAGAUCCCCGAAUCCCGCAGACUCCCGGACCCCCAGACCCCCGGACCCCGUCAGACCCCGCAAACUCCCGGACCCCCGGACUCCGCAGACCCCCGAAUCCUGCAGACUCCCGGACCCCCGAGACCCCGCAGACUCCCAGACCCCCAGACUCUGCAGACCCCCGGACCCCAUCAGACCCGGACCGCCAGAUCCCCAUACCGCCAGACCCGCAGAUCCCCGGACCCCCGCGGCCCCCCCCCCGUCCCCGCGGCCUCCCCGUCCCCGCGGCCUCCCCGACCCCGCGGCCUCCCCGUCCCCGCGGCCUCCCCGACCCCGCGGCCCCCCCCCGUCCCCGCGGCCCCCCCCCGUCCCCGCGGCCUCCCCGACCCCGCGGCCUCCCCGUCCCCGCGGCCGCCCCGACCCCGCGGCGCCGCCCGCUCACCUCUCCCGCCGCAUGUCGCGCCGGGGCCGGGCGGAGCUCGGGUCUCUGGCUUCAGGGGCUGCGCCCGCGCCGCCCCGCCGCCCCCAAUCAAACCCAAGCCCGGAGCGGGGUCCCGGCCCGCGCGCCCGGGGAGGCGCGAACCCGCCCAGAGGCCCGCCCCCCGCCCUGCCCGCCAACCAGAGGCCCGCCCCCCGCCCUGCCCGCCAACCAGAGGCCCGCCCCCCGCCCUGCCCGCCAACCAGAGGCCCGACUCCCGCCCUGCCCGCCAACCAGAGGCCCGACUCCCGCCCUGUCCGCCAACCAGAGGACCGACUCCCGCCCUGUCUGCCAACCAGAGGCCCGCCCCCAGGCUCCCUGAGACUCGCCCCCCCAGCCUCCCUGCGACCCGCCCCUUGCCCAGAGACCCGCCCCCGCCAACCCGUCCUCCGCCGCCCCGACCCCGCCCUCCGCCGCCCCGCCCUCCGCCGCCCCGCCCCCCGCCGCCCUCCGCCGCUCCGCCCCCGCCCCGCCCUCCGCCACCCUCCGCCGCCCCGCCCCCGCCGCCCCGCCCCCGCCCUCCGCCGCUCCGCCCUCCGCCGCCCCGCCCCCGCCCUCCGCCGCUCCGCCCUCCGCCGCCCCGCCCCGCCCUCCGCCGCCCCGCCCCGCCCUCCGCCGCCCCCCGCCGCCCCGCCCCUCAGCCGCCCCCCGCCGCCCCGCCCCCGCCCUCCGCCGCCCCGCCCCGCCCCUCCCUCCGCCGCGCCGCCCCGCCCCGCCCUCCGCCGCCCCGCCCCGCCCCGCCCUCUGCCGCCCUCCGCCGCCCCGCCCCCGCCGCCCCGCCCCCGCCCUCCGCCGCUCCGCCCUCCGCCGCCCCGCCCCGCCCUCCGCCGCCCCGCCGCCCUCCGCCGCCCCCCGCCGCCCCGCCCCUCAGCCGCCCCCCGCCGCCCCGCCCCCGCCCUCCGCCGCCCCGCCCCGCCCCUCCCUCCGCCGCGCCGCCCCGCCCCGCCCUCCGCCGCCCCGCCCCGCCCCGCCCUCUGCCGCCCCGCCCCCGCCCUCCGCCGCCCCGCCCCGCCCCGCCCUCCGCCGCCCCGCCCCGCCGCCCCGCCCCGCCCUCCGCCGCCCCGCCCCGCCCUCCGCCGCCCCGCCGCCGCCCUCCGCCGCCCUCCCCGCCCCGCCCCCGCCCUCCGCCGCCCCGCCCCGCCCCGCCCUCCGCCGCCCCGCCCCGCCCCGCCGCCCCGCCCCGCCCUCCGCCGCCCCGCCCCGCCCCGCCGCCCCGCCCCGCCCUCCGCCGCCCCGCCCCGCCCUCCGCCGCCCCGCCCCGCCCCGCCCCGCCGCCCCGCCCCGCCCCGCCGCCCCGCCCUCCGCCCCCCUUCCCCGCCCCGCCCUCCGCCGCCCCGCCCCGCCCCGCCCCGCCGCCGCCCUCCGCCGCCCCGCCCCGCCGCCCCGCCCCGCCGCCCCGCCCUCCGCCGCCCCGCCCCGCCCCGCCGCCCCGCCCCGCCCCGCCGCCCCGCCCCGCCCCGCCCCGCCGCCCGCCCUCUGCCGCCCCGCCCUCCGCCGCCCCGCCCCGCCCCCGCCCCCUGCCGCCCCGCCCUCCGCCGCCCCCGCCCUCUGCCGCCCGGCCCCGCCCCGCCCCGCCCCGCGGCCCUGGCGCAGAGCCCGGGGCCUCGCUCCGCCUCCUCCCGCCGCGCGGCCGCCGCCGUCGGAGCCGUCCGUCCGUCCGUCCGUCCGGCGGCACGGUGCAUCGCGGCACGCCCCCAGACGCGGCCGGCAGCCAGCUCCUUCGGAACGGACGGUGUCCCCGGGAGACGAACCUCCCGACCCGCGGCCCAGACCAGCGGCCAGGGCCGGGGUCGGCCCCCGACGGCGCGCCCGAGGCCAGCCCCCGCAAAGGCCCCUCGCGGCCUCGGUCCUAG